Pyricularia grisea is the source of this 2214-nucleotide messenger RNA. RefSeq lists its product as uncharacterized. Lineage: Eukaryota; Fungi; Ascomycota; Sordariomycetes; Magnaporthales; Pyriculariaceae. The transcript has 5 exons. The record is from RefSeq and is a predicted model, not a curated record. Bases 1 to 2214 code for a protein of 737 amino acids.
AUGGACAAACACCCUGCUGUUUUAGGAUGCAGAUCCAAGCGAGCCCAUUCGUUUCCUUCAGAAGGCAAAGAUGACGAGCACAAGACGCGAUCAAAAUCACCUCGGAAGCCACAUCGGCCACUCGUGGCCUUCGCUGCCAAAGUUCUCCCCCUGACACCCCUCGGAGACAAGCGAGAUCGCUCAUCGCCCGGUGGCGUUGAAGACACCAGCAGCAGUCCAACCCUACUUCAUCCCCCUAUGAUCCAACAUGCGGAGCACGAGCACUUGACAUUCGGCCCUCUGCCCAAAGCCAAGUCUUUUGAUUCUACAACUUCCCAAGCCUCAUUUGCUACUCAGGCGAGCGAGAUGCUCGAUCCAUGGGAUGCGCCAGCCUACGACCCUCGCAUCGGAACAGACCUCGAUUCCUGGGACAACCCACCGCUGCACAAGAUUCUUGACACCCUCCAGGUCGCAAUGAUGAAUCGCUGCCAUGACGCGCACGCCACCCUCCCGCAGGAGCUCAACGGUCUCGUGUCCCAGCUGAUAGAGGCUUUCCCCGUCAUGAACCGCAAGGUCGCCAUUGCCAAACGGAAAGUCGAUCAAGUUACGGCCGCCCGGGAACGGGAUCUGGGCAAAUUUCGAGAAUUGUCUCGCGAAUGGAUUGGUCGUGAAAGAGAUUACAAAGCAGAGAUCCGAAGACUAGAGAAGUUGCUCGCCAAGGAGAGUAGCAAAGGAAUGGAGGCCGUCUCGCUGGCGAGGAGUCGCUCCGUUGUCAACCGUAGUGAUACCAUGCGUUUCGUACGCAGUCUGGAUCAGGUGGAGGAAGAGGUUAGGACAAGUACGGAUGAUUUCGACACUCGAGCGGAGAAGAGUGGUGACAUACAGGACUCGGCUACUUUCACGGCAAAUCCUGCUUCAGAGCUGUUCCCGUUUGACGAACAGGCUCCAUUUCAUUCUCUUAGGCUAGAACCACCACGCGUAGCUUUCGACAAUAACCAUGACAGGGAGAUCACAAAGAAGAUGGAACAGGCCAGAAAUGACAAGAAGAACCGUGAGGUCAUACUUCCGAAUCAUCCAGGGCGCCCUCAUGACAAGGGAGUACGUCUGUUUUCGGCCCAUCUCUGGCAGACUAGAGACCAGAGAAAAAGUGAGCGUCAGAAGAAAAUAGCGUCAUUAAAGCGACUCGAUACAUCCAAGCGACCACGAGCGCAGCCAUCUAACACCAGUGCCAGUAGCCCGGAGCCAGUUUCUCAAGGCACGAGCAAGGUGGAAGAUAGUGUGUUCGGAGGAGACUCGGCCCAAGAUACUUGCGAACAUCUGAGGACAACCUUAACACCGCAUGGGAACGAGACCCAAGGUGGUCAGGCUUGUGAGCAUGGCAAACUUAACCGCAGCGACACUUCGGACUUGGGACGGCGGCUUGGCCCUGUCGAUUCGGCCUCUUCCUCCAGUGGAGACUCGGACUUGGAUGCCGGCGCCCAAUGUGGCUCUGCCCCCAUGUACUCUGUGCUUCCUGAGCGCAGUGAUACCGUCACCCAAGCAAACUACAACGCCAGCAUCCAACCAGAUUGCUCGUACCAUCAAAGUUGGCGACCGCUUAGCCACAUACUUCAGAUAGAUCAGAUGUCCGGACAAAGACGCUUUUCAUUUGAACUAGGCGAAGACUCUAUUGAUCUCAGUCCCAUGCUGGCGCCGAAUGAAUACACGGGUUAUCCCUUCCCCAACAUGAAGAGCGAUGGUGAUGCAGACACACCAACCGCCACAUCCGAUAUGACUCCCUCGUCGAAUUUGGAUGCAGCAUCUCUCCCACAUGCUUCUGGUUUUCUGGGAACAUCCCCACAAGGGUCUGGUAGAGUAUGCGCUGAUGAACUUACCGAUUUUGAAAAUCAAAUGGCUGCCACCCCGAUGGCUGCACCCUUUAACCUUCUCCCAACCACCCAUUUGCAGAACCAUGUCAUCGGCUCAGAGCACACCCCUACUGCUGAGAGAUCUAAUUGCAACAAAGCAGCCAGAAAUACAAACAAGAAUAGGAGGACAGCUAAGUAUACGUCGCACAUCAAGGGGUCUGCGGAACCUUUGGUGGCUCAUCAGGGAAAAAUCCCCAUCAACAGAGAUGCCAUAGCUGCGGCUGUUGCUGCCUCGUCCAAGGCUUCUUCAAGCAGUGGGGACUUCAUUCCUGAAGUGCAGGCCACCAAGACCAGCUAUCUCUCUUCGACCUUCCAUAGUGACGUCUAA